UUUAUUAUUUUUUUUUUUUUUUGAUCUACGCACUGUCAAAACUGAUAACAAAAAAAUACGCAAUGAAUGAUAUAAAGAAAUCUCAAACACCAUUCGAGCUGUUAUCACCUUAUACUUAUAAAGCAUUUCGCGGUGCAUUCAAACUUGUUACCCACAUCUUUUUUAGGGAAAUAAAAGUAACUGAUCUCCAUAAUGUUCCCUCAUCAGGUCCUUGCAUUUUCAUUGUGGGGCCUCAUGCCAAUCAAUUCGUAGAUGGUGUUGUCUUCUUUAGUGUGAAUCCUCGCCCCUCAUACGCUUUAAUGGCAGCCGUAUCAUAUAAGAAACCCUUCAUUGGGCAUGUUGGGAAAAUAUUAAAUGCCAUUCCGGUAGUUAGACCGCAAGAUAUUGUCAACGUCGGCACAGGUUGCAUACAUUAUGAUGCUAUCAACAAUCCAUAUCGAAUUUUGGGUAAAGGGACACAGUUCCUUUCUGAGAUCGGUGUGCGUGAUUUCGUUAUCUUUGGAAACAAUUACAAAUUACAUGUGGCCAAGAUCAUUUCUGAUACGUUAUUGGAGGUGUCCCAUGCAAUCAUUCCCGGGCAAAAUUCACUUAAAGAUGAAUGGGCUCCGUUCAAAAUCGCUCCUCAUGUGGAUCAGACAACUGUUUACGAAGAAGUACAUCAACAUCUCAACAGACAUGAAUGUAUCACAGUAUUUCCUGAGGGCGGUAGCCACGAUCGUUCAGAGAUGCUUCCUUUAAAAGCUGGUUUCGCUAUUAUGGCUCUCGGAGCGAAAGCGACUAACCCAUCACUGGACAUUAAAAUUGUGCCUGUAGGCCUCAACUACUUCCAUCCAGAUCGAUUUCGUUCACGAGCUGUUGUUUCAUUUGGACAACCUAUUUCUGUACAUUCCAGCGAUGCGGAAGACUAUCAAAAGGGAGGCAAAGACAAACGAGAAGCAGUUACACGACUACUAGAUCAGUGUGAUGAGGCUUUCCGAACAGUCACCGUUAAUGCGCCGGAUUAUGAUACGCUUAUGGUGGUGCAGACCGCUAGACGCUUGUAUGUUCCUCCCAACCGCCAUAAAAAGGACUCCAAACCUCCAAGCAUAGCGGACGUUGUUCAGCUCAAUCGUCAUUUUGGGCUUUUAUGGGCCAAAUUAAAGGAUGAGCCUAAUUUGAAGAAAAUAGAACAAAAGGUGAAAUAUUACAAUAGCUUGUUACAAUUAUUCGGUAUCCAAGAUCAUCAUGUGGAGAAAUUGAACAUAACCCCGCAAAAAGCAGCCGUUCAACUGAUGAAACAAGCUAUUCAGUUGCUUAUUGUGACAGGUUUUGGGGCACCUUCAUUCCUUUUAAAUAUGCCUUUGAUUUGGAUAACAAAAUUCAUCAGUCGUAUGAAACAAAAACAGGCUUUGGCAGGUUCAUCGGUUAAAAUAGCUGGGAAAGAUGUUUUGGCUACAUGGAAAGUUAUUGUUACCAUAUUUGCUGCUCCAAUGUUGUAUGGGCUUUAUGGAUUAUUUUACUUGAUCUAUUUACACCGAAGAAAACCCUUGUUAUCUACUCGCGCCAAGCUAUUUCGUUCUAUGCUACUUUGGGUAAUUCAACCUAUAGUGUAUUACUUUGUCAUGCGUCUAAGCGACACAGGCAUGGAUAUUUAUAGAUCCAUAAAACCUUUGUUUUUGGCUUUACGAAACCCCGAAGCAAGCAAAAUCUUAUUAUCCAUACGACAAGAAUUAUCCAAAGAUCUGAACUUAUUCAUCAAUGAACAUGCUCCAGAGUUAGAGUUGCCUAGUCAUGCUGGAAACUCAUCACCAUCGCUAAGUCAUGAUUUUUUACCGAACGUUGUUGCUGUUGGUAGCUCUUCCAACUCAAGCAUAACUUUAUCAACAAAGGAAAGUUUGUGCGAGGCUCAACAAAAUUCUCAAAUAGAGAAUAGAAUACGCAGUGAUGAUUCUAAGGGAAGCAAAGACAGUCAUGAACCGAAGGAUAGUAAUUUGCUUAUUGACGCCUCAAUAAUUGAGGCAGAUUCAAGUGAUGGAAGUAUAAUGCUUAACUCCUUCGCGACGCAAUCUUUUGUGAUACCAACCGGGUACGAAGAAUCUCAUCCUGCAAGUACAGCAUUAUCCUCUUCUAAAGAAGAAUAACGAAGAAAAUUCGCAGACGAAAGUAUAGCGCUAAUGGAAGAAGUAAUAGAGAAAUAAGUAGCAAUAAUGACAAUCUAUAACUAUUUUUUGCAGACACAAUUAUAACAUAAGCUGUGCAGGAUUAAUAACAGCUACUACGUUUCUACACUAAUAGUUUCAUAACAACUUCUAGCCAUUUACGACA
Molecule: messenger RNA, 2304 nt
Organism: Mycotypha africana
Lineage: Eukaryota; Fungi; Mucoromycota; Mucoromycetes; Mucorales; Mycotyphaceae
Exons: 7
Coding region: 63-2120 (685 amino acids)
Biological process (GO): phospholipid biosynthetic process
Cellular component (GO): endoplasmic reticulum membrane
Molecular function (GO): glycerone-phosphate O-acyltransferase activity; glycerol-3-phosphate O-acyltransferase activity
Source: RefSeq, a predicted model, not a curated record